ACGUGAAGGCAUCAUCUCAGUCAACGUGCGUGUGGGCGUUGCUCCGCCCUCCGACGGUCAGUGACAGCAGCACGGCAGACCACCGCACGUCCGCUCCUACACGGCAGAUCCCCGCACCACUAAUCCUCCGCGACCAUGAAGGAGCUCAGUCUGUCCAGGAUCGUCCUCAUCCUCCUGUGUGCACUGGUCUUUGUCGUCGUCCUGGUUGUCAACGCUUUGGCCGGAGCGGGAAAGGGAUUCUUCCAUUCCACUACUGGCAAUGUGUCGGCCCGCUAUGAGACGGGCAUCACUCCCGCUGGCUGGACCUUCUCCAUCUGGGGCGUUAUCUACACCUGGCUCACCCUGAUGGUCUUAUACAUCACCUCAUAUGUUUUCCGAGGGUCAUGGGCUCAGUGCCUGCUGCCCUAUGCCUUCUAUUUCUGCUGGCUGUCCAACAUGGUGAUGAAUGUGACGUGGCUGCUGCUGUGGGACAGAGAGUUGAUGCUGGCCGCUCUGGUGAUGUUGAUCCUGAUUGUGAUUUCCAACUACAGCGCUCUGUUUUUCUGCUGCUUCGCCACCGAUUACUACGGACUCUGGCUACAGACAUACCAUCGCAAAGACCUGGCCUGUCUCUACAUACUGCUCCAGAACGGUUUGGCUCUCUACACCACGUGGACAUCCAUCGCCUCUCUGAUCAACUUUUCCUUGGUUCUUCACCUGUGGGGCGUGGACAGCAGCACGGCAGCCAGCGCCUCGCUGUGCAUCCUGUUUGCGGAGGUGGCGGGAUGGUUCAUCCUGGAGAACUGGGUGCUGGACCGCUGGGUGCGGAACAUCCUGACAGUCUAUCCUGUGGUGAUCGUGGCACUGGUUGGAAACGUCUUCAAACACUUCAACCCAGCUGAUCCCACUCCCAACUCUGUGUUCAUGGUGGUGCUGUUGGUGUUGGCGUGUGUCCUGCUGGUGUCCCGAGUCUGCACGGUCAUCUGGAGGAACAAGUGUCGUCCCCUCCACUCGCCCGGUUCAGCCCGGGUCAUGGUGUCACCUCUCGACAGCAGGAAGUUCAGGAUCUUUUCUUAAAGCGGCAGGAACCAUCACUCCCGGCGCAGACCCUCCACUCUAAGCCCAGACACAAGCAUUCUAUACUCACACUAGUCACUGCAGUAUUCAUGUGGUCAUUGUACAGGAAGGCAGGAAAACUUCAGCCAUUGUCUUUUUCGUGGUUUUACACCUGAAACACUCUGUUUAAAGGAGACAUAUUCUGCUUUUUAAGUUUUUCUAUUUCCCCCAGUGUGUUGGAGGUUAUUGUGUAUGAAAAAGUUUCUGCAAAGUUAAAAGUCUUUGGCAACAGGAGCUCCCCUCCCCGACAGAAAACUCUGCUCCCGAAGCUCCUCGUCAGUUGCCCGGACGAUGCUUCUCUGGCGUCGUGAUGUCGAACAUGAGGCCCGGCUGACGGGGUGAGUUUGAAUGUUCAAAUUGGCUUAGGAAGUUUCCUAAAUCUUGACGUGACCCGGAAUAUUUGAUAGGCAGUGAUGAUAAGAGCUGUUUGGAUUCUCUAAAUGCAUAGGAAAGGAGCUUCAAUGCUUCUUUCCCUAUCUCCUUUAGCAUAGGGUACACUGGAGCUUCCUAUGCGAAAGGAAAGUAUAAAUAGACGCCCCAUAAUUCAUUGCAGCAGCGAUACUUAACGUGACGCGACAUGCACAACGUAAGCGAUUCAAUCCAAAGUAGAAGAAGUAGAAGAGUAUGAAUAAUGACCCAGAAGAGACGCACGUCAUCAUGUAUGUCUGGCACAAUAUUGCAGGAAUUGACAAUAAAGUUGACUUGACUUGAUGUCACACGGUGGUAAAACACUGAAACAUGCUGAUGGAGCCGCUGCGUUUUUUGUAGUUCAUCUUCGGAGAUUUGACGUCUCACCAUGACAGAUGCAUCAAUAACUUCUGCGUCGCGUGAUGACGUAGUUUAGUGAAAGUCGAGUAGGAUUCUCUGAGCAGCGUUGACGGCUUUUCCUAAAUCCUAUGAAUCCUCCUUCACACCUUUCCUUGACUUUUUUCCACUGAGGUCAAGGAAUAGUAGAUAGGAAGGAGGAUCCAAAUCCUCCCCGAGGCAGGAAACUGAUGUGUUCACUGAACACCAGAGCAUGAAAACACACAUUAACAUUAUGAACCUGUAUAUGAGCAGAGUAUGUCUCCUUUUAAAUACUAAUGACCUGCUAUAACUGUUAACCUCUGCUUACAUUCAUACUGUUCAUAUGUAAAGUACUUUUUACUGACUUGUUUUGCAAUUUGAAGGCAGUUUUAUUUUUGCAUUUGUUUUUUUUAUGACGUGUACCCAGUGGCCGUCAGUCAAAGAUGCUUUGACAUCAUCAUGAUUUGCUGAUGGGAUCAUAGAGAGACUCUAGAUAUUACUAAAGAUAUUAUUAACCAUAAAACUACACAAAUAUUAAGAAUGUUCAUAUUAUGUUUGUAGAACAGGACAGAACCUCCAAGAUCCUCAACUUCAGUCCAUGAUCUGCUCAUUUAUUAUAAAAAGCUCAGCACUUUAUUUCUUAUCUUCAUUCAUUCUUUGCUUUUAUCAUUUACUCUUUGAUUCUGAGUGAUGUUCUCUAUAUCAGCACUUUUAUUGAAAUGAAUUUUCUUAUGUGGGACAAUAAAGCUCUGAGGUGAAGAUGAUUAAAACCAGCAAAGAUUAAACAUCACAUGGAAUAAAAGACUAAAUAAAAUGUUAAAUGUUAA
Scophthalmus maximus (turbot) is the source of this 2708-nucleotide messenger RNA. RefSeq lists its product as uncharacterized. The record is from RefSeq and is a predicted model, not a curated record. NCBI's taxonomy places the organism in Eukaryota, Metazoa, Chordata, Actinopteri, Pleuronectiformes, Scophthalmidae. Bases 136 to 1056 code for a protein of 306 amino acids. The transcript has 7 exons.